This is a messenger RNA of Strongylus vulgaris, 210 nucleotides long. The record is from the annotation of a GenBank genome assembly. Lineage: Eukaryota; Metazoa; Nematoda; Chromadorea; Rhabditida; Strongylidae.
AUGGGUACUACAGUACAAACGCGGACGUUACAAGCAAUUUUCCACGAAUCUGAGCAAGUGAUUAGGCAGCUAACUGAACAAGAAAUCGACGAAUUUAAGGAAGCAUUUCUUCUCUUUGACAAAGAUGGGAAUGGGACAAUUUCUACCAAGGAAUUGGGUAUCGCCAUGCGAGCUCUUGGCCAAAAUCCCACCGAACAAGUAAACUAUUGA